AUGCGGCCCUCACGCUUGGAACGCCACUUGAGGACAACACAUCCUGCUCUAGCUGACAAGCCCAAGGCAUUCUUUGAAACAAAAAGACACUCCUUGAAGCAAGUUAAGUUGGACGGCAGUGGGGCAUUUCGGCAACAAACUUCAAAGGUUGUUGAGGCUUCCUAUGAGAUCGCCAUGUUGAUUGCAAAGAGCAAGAAGAGCCAUAACGUCGGAGAGUUUCUCAUAAAACCAAGCAUACUCCGUGCAGCAGAACUCGUUCUGAGGAAAGAUAGUGCAAACAAGCUUUCCCAAAUUUCACUAUCAAACGAUAUAGUCAAGGGAAGAAUCGAUGAAUUGUCUCAAGACAUCAAAGAUCAAAUUCUCGACCAAGUAAGAGAUUCUCCUGUUUUUGCCAUCCAGUGUGACGAAACGACUGACAUCGCUCAGCGUUCUCAGCUACUGUUGUAUGCUCGUUUCGUGUCAGCACUCAUCAUCUCACAAGCACCAUUGUUGUCACUGCUCAAGAGGGUUUGUGGUUACCACAGGAUCUGUCUUGAGCACUAG
Messenger RNA from Homarus americanus (American lobster), 543 nucleotides. RefSeq names its product protein ZBED8-like. Bases 1 to 543 code for a protein of 180 amino acids. The transcript is spliced from 2 exons. Lineage: Eukaryota; Metazoa; Arthropoda; Malacostraca; Decapoda; Nephropidae. The record is from RefSeq and is a predicted model, not a curated record.